CAAAAUAUGAACCACCUGUAUUGUUCUAUGGCUUCAACAUACUAACAGGUCACGAAAAAAAAAUGAAGUAAUCCUGGACGGGGUAUCAGCCCAUUGGUGUACUCGUAUUAUGGCACACCUCCCUGUAGGCAGUUUGGAGGUCCUCUACAGCACUUACUUGAGAUGUGACUGGCAUAUCUGACGAAAACUUGCUCUGACACAAGCAAACAGUAUGACUGCUUUUCCCGGGGCAAUAUUCUAUAUCGAAGGGUUCUGCACUGGAGAUUUGUCUGUCGGAAACAAACUGGAAAGUUGUCUGCUGUUCCUGUGAAGCCUUUGAGCUGUUUCUUCAUGAGGCAGCAGGGAAGUGACACAGUAGUGUAUAAAGGUACAAAAGGUGGAGAAAAAAGUGGAGUUUCACAAAGCAAUACUAGGUAUCUGCCACUGGACUAAUGGCAGCUGACCAGGAGCAAUUGAAACGCGUAAACGAGGAUUUAGAGGAACUGGGAGAGAAUUGUCAUGAAGCAAAACGAUUGAAAGUUUCCAAAGAGGAGAAAACUGAAGAACAAAUCAAGAAAUACCCCAAAAGAAAAGUUGUCCUCUUGAUUUCAUAUUCUGGAAAGGGUUACCAUGGAAUGCAACGAAAUGUUGGAUCUUCUGAGUUCAAGACAAUAGAAGAUGACUUGGUUUACAGUCUUGUGAAGUCUGGUUGUAUUCCAGAGAAUCAUGGUGUUGACAUGAAGAAAAUGUCGUUUCAGAGAUGUGCAAGGACAGAUAAGGGUGUUUCUGCAGCUGGGCAGGUUGUCUCUCUGAAGGUCUGGCUUAUUGACAACAUUGUGGAAAGAAUUAAUGAGCAUUUACCAUCUCACAUCAGAGUCUUGGGUCUGAAGAGGGUGACAGGAGGCUUUAACUCCAAAAACAAGUGUGAUGCCAGAACGUACAUGUACGUGUUACCAUCAUUUGCUUUUGCCCAUAAAGAUUGGGAUGGGCCACUUGAGGAGUACAGACUGAGUGUGGACACAUUAAAGCAGGUCAACAGACUUUUUUCUUGUUACAAAGGAACCCACAACUUUCAUAAUUUUACCUCUCAGAAGGGGCCUAAAGAUCCCAGUGCUAAUCGCUACAUAAUGGAAAUGUACUGUGAAGAGCCCUUCAUAAGGGAAGGUAUGGAAUUUGCUGUUGUGAAGAUUAAAGGUCAAAGUUUUAUGCUGCACCAGAUCCGAAAGAUGAUUGGAUUAGUAAUUGCCAUUGUGAAAGGCUAUGCUGCAGAAUCUAUUAUGGAACGAAGUUGGGGUGAGGUGAAAGUUGACAUUCCUAAAGCACCAGGGCUGGGUCUUGUGCUAGAGACUGUUCACUUUGAAAAGUAUAACCAACGGUUUGGGAAUGAUGGCCUACAUGAAGCUUUGGACUGGGCAGAAGAGAGGGAUAAGAUUGCAGCUUUUAAAGAAGAGUAUAUCUACCCAACUAUAAUAGAGACUGAAAAGAAUGAGAAAUCCAUGGCUAACUGGUUGAGCACACUUACAGUUCAUGACUUUGAUGCCACUUCCUCAGAAAUCCAAACAAAUGAACAGAAGAAUGGUAAAGAUGAUGGCAGUGGAGAAGACUCUGACUGAAGAAAUGGCCUUUAUGCAGUCACUCACCGUUUUCUACUUUGCAUCUUUAAAGCUGCACGGAGGAAUGCAUCUUCAAUCUCUGAACAUCACCAAAGUCCUGAAAGGAUCAGUCAGUGUCAUCAAGAAAAAUAGUUGUUUCAUUUCUUUGAGACUUAAAGCUGUCCUUGCCAAAGGUUACCCGAGUGCAGGAUGACAGUUGGCGUAACCGUUAAA
This is a messenger RNA of Protopterus annectens (West African lungfish), 1805 nucleotides long. RefSeq names its product pseudouridine synthase 1 (gene PUS1). Bases 432 to 1592 code for a protein of 386 amino acids. The record is from RefSeq and is a predicted model, not a curated record. Gene Ontology annotation, molecular function: pseudouridine synthase activity; RNA binding. Gene Ontology annotation, biological process: mRNA pseudouridine synthesis; tRNA pseudouridine synthesis. The transcript has 7 exons. Gene Ontology annotation, cellular component: nucleus. NCBI's taxonomy places the organism in Eukaryota, Metazoa, Chordata, Ceratodontiformes, Protopteridae.